This is a messenger RNA of Gopherus flavomarginatus (Mexican gopher tortoise), 1285 nucleotides long. It is a transcript of the gene CFAP36, whose product is annotated as cilia and flagella associated protein 36. The coding region runs from base 124 to 1209 and encodes 361 amino acids. Lineage: Eukaryota; Metazoa; Chordata; Testudines; Testudinidae. Gene Ontology annotation, cellular component: axoneme; ciliary base. The record is from RefSeq and is a predicted model, not a curated record. The transcript is spliced from 10 exons.
CGCGCGCUCCGCGCGUGACGGCCGCUGCGAUAGUGACCUAACGAAGCCCCAACCGCCGCCGGGCCUCCCUGUGUUCCCCCGGAGUUGUACGCCGGCAGUCGGCGGCGGCCCGGACCCGCCCCGAUGGCGGCGGAGGGGGAGGCGGACGUGGAGUGGGUGGUAGACAGCAUCGCCGGCUUCCUGCGCGGGCCCGCCUGGUCCAUCCCCAUCCUGCAGUUCCUGGAGCAGAAGUGCGCGGUUUUUGAUGAUGAAGAAGAAAGCAAGUUGUCCUAUACGGAGAUUCAUCAGGAGUACAAAGCUCUGGUUGAAAAACUGCUAGAAGGUUAUCUUAAGGAAAUUGGAAUUAAUGAAGAAACAUUUCAAGAAGCGUGUUCAUCUCCUCUUGCAAAGUCACAUACAUCACAGGCCAUUUUGCAACCAGUGCUGGCAGCAGAAGAUUUUAGAUUAUUUAAGGAAAUGAUGGUACAGAAAAACAUUGAAAUGCAGUUGCAAGCCAUUAGAAUCAUUCAAGAAAGAAAUGGUGUGCUACCUGACUGUUUGACAGAUGGUUCUGAUGUGUUCACUGAAAUUGAACAACAAGAAAUGAAAAUACUCAGAGAGGUUCUUAGGAAGUCUAAGGAGGAGUAUGAAAUGGAGCAAGAAAGGAAAAGGUCUAAAGAGACACAUGAAAAAUUGAAGUCAUCAGAUGUUACAUAUGGCUGUCCCGGAUAUUCAAGAGAAGCAAAAGUUAAGGAAUCCACUGAAGAGAUUGAGAAAGUUGAUGAUUUUGAAGAAAUUGCAAAAUUAUCAUUAGAAGAAACAAACAAACCUACUAAGGAAGAUUUAAGACCUGUGCAUCCUCUGCUAAGAGUGAUAGAACCUCCUCCGCAACCUUCUGAGCCUACCAAAGUGAAAGAAGAAAUUAAGAAAAAGGGAACUGGAAAUUGUUCAGAGAAUGCAACAAGAGAAGCUAGGCCUGAGGGAUUUAAUUUAUCAGAGCUUGAACCGCACCACCUCAGACAGCGAGAAGACUAUUUAAAACAGAAGCGAGAUACACUGAUGGCUAUGAAGAAGGAAUCAAGAAAUAAUCUACCAACACCAAAUAUAGAUCAGAAAGAAGAGGCAUUAUCUUCUAAAGAGGAAAUGUCAGAAGAGGAGAAACAAAGACUACUGCUAAAGAGGAGAAUGCUUGCAGCAAAACUUAAAGAAGAAGUUAUUAACAAACGCUAAGUUUUAAGAAUCUCAUUGUAAGAAUACUCGUGGACAAGAAUUGAAUUUCUUUUAGAAUAAAUUAUUUAACCAUAAA